Ascoidea rubescens DSM 1968 is the source of this 2395-nucleotide messenger RNA. RefSeq names its product mRNA-binding ribosome synthesis protein NOC2 (gene NOC2). The record is from RefSeq and is a predicted model, not a curated record. Lineage: Eukaryota; Fungi; Ascomycota; Saccharomycetes; Ascoideales; Ascoideaceae. The transcript has 4 exons. The coding region runs from base 1 to 2331 and encodes 776 amino acids. Gene Ontology annotation, cellular component: Noc2p-Noc3p complex; nucleoplasm; Noc1p-Noc2p complex. Gene Ontology annotation, biological process: ribosomal large subunit biogenesis.
AUGGGGAAAACAUCCAAGUCGACAAAGAAGUUUCAGUCAAAGCAUCUUAAGAAAACUCUUGAGCACAGAAAAAAGGUCAAGAAACACACGCAAUUGACGGCAAAAAGCAAUAAGUCAAAGGUAUCUAGAGAAAGAGAAGAGUAUCUCGACACUCUGAAAGGUUCCAAAAAUGAGAAAGGCAGUAAAGUGAAAAACGAUAAAGUGUUAAUAUUCGACGAAGACGACCAGUUGAUUGAGGAGGAUUACGAUAAUGAUUACGACAAAUUCAAUGUUUUGAGUGAUCUCAAGAAAAGUGAUAAAAAAAAUAAAUCUUUAAAAGAAGAGGAGAAUGAUGAUUUUCCAAAUUUCAAUAAUGAUAACGAAAGCAACGACAAUGACUAUAGUGGUCAACUUGACAAAGAUAUCUUUGCCAAAUUGGAAAAAGCAUUACAAAAUGAUGAAACUUCAGAUCAUAAAGGUCAAAGCGAUGGUGAAGGUGAAGAUGAAGAAAGUGAUGACGAAGAAACCUCAAAAUUGGGAAUCAAUUCAGACUUUAAAAGCGAAGAAGGAGAAAACUAUGAUCUAAUUGAUUCAAGUAAAACUGAAUUAACUGCUAAAAUAUUAAAAAAAUGGUUUCAUGAUUUAAAAUCAAGUCCUUCGGUCAAAUUGUUUAAAAAUAUCGUUUCUGCUUUUAAAUCUGCAAUCUAUAAUAACGAAAAAAACGAUAAUGACAAAAAUAAUGAAAUUGUCUUUAAAUAUGCAAUAACUGAUCCAGGUAUUUUUAAUCAAUUAUUAUCCUUAACAUUAAAAGAUUUCCCAAAAGCGGUUAAAGCCUUUUCACCAAUAAAUCCUAAAACUAAAAAACCAAAAUCUCAAUUAUCAAAAUCUGUAUUUCAAUCGUUGAUUUCAUUAAUUAGCAGUCAUAUCUCUUCAUUGAUUAUUUUAUUAAAUGAUAUCACACUAAAUCUUAACAAUUUAAAUAAUCAAUUUAUUGUUUUAAUAUUAGCAUCUGUUUAUGAUUUUAUGCCUUUUUUUUACAAAGCACAUAAGUUUCAAUCAAAAUCCAAAAAAUUAAUCACUUCGAUUAAAAAUAAUAUGAAAAAAGUUUUAUUGACUUCAGAAUUGAAUAGUAAUGCAUUGAUUUUUUCAUUUAUUUUAAAUUUAUCAAAGGAUUAUCCGGAUUUGUUAGAAUUGACCAUCAAUCAAUGCUAUUUAACAUUUUUAAAAAAAUGUUUUCAAUUACCAAUAUCUUCAUUAGAAAGCUCAUUACAAGUAUAUAAAAAAUUUCAGUUGAUUGAAUUUUUAAAAGAUUGUUUAAUUGAACUAUUCAGCUUGGAUUCUCAAUUUUGUUUCACAUUUGGUUACAAAUCAAUUAGACAAUUAGCUAUUCAUUUAAGAAAUUCAUUAAAAUCAAUUUCUUCAAAUUCCAAUAAUUCAAAUGAAAUCGAUGCAAAUUUAAGACUAAUCUACAACUGGCAAUUUGUUCAAGGAUUAAGUUUUUGGUCAAAAUUAUUAGGAGUUUAUUCCUCGAAAAAUGAAAAGAAUAAAGCUUUAGCUGAACUAAAUUAUCCAUUGAUUCAAGUAAUUAUUGGUACAAUUAAAUUAAACUCUUCAAUUGAAUAUUUCCCAUUGAGAUUUUAUUUAUUAAAUUGUAUGAUUGAACUAUCUUCCAAGACCUCUGUUUAUAUUCCAAUUUAUCCGCUAUUAUAUGAGAUUUUAAACUCCAAAAUUCUUAAUAAACAAAUAAGAAAAACUGCUAAAGAUAACAAGAUGAAUAAAAGUAAUAAAUUAACAUUAAAAUAUUCAUUAAAAGUACCAGCAAAUAUCUCAGAAUCAAUACCAUAUCAAAAUUAUUUAAUCGAGGAAUUUAUUAGUACAUUGGUAAAAUUCUUUUAUAAUUACAGCGAUAAUUUAUCAUUUCCAGAAUUAUCAGCCUUUAUUGUACAAUCACUAAAAGCAUUUAAAAAGAACCAUGGUAAUGGAAGCAAGUUGAGUAUAAAAUUGUCAAAAUCAUUAAAUCAAUUAAUUAGUAAAACAUUGGAAAAUUCUAAAUUUAUAAUUAGUAAAAGAGAAAAAAUUGUUGUAUCAAGAAGAAAUAUUGGAAAUUUAGAAAAAUUAACUGACUUUGAGAAAAAGGAUACGCCAUUUAGUAAAUAUUAUAUUGUUCAGCAAGAAAUAAAUAAUGAAGAGGAAAGAAUUAUAAAGGAAGGUUUGGAAUUAGAGAUUCAAGAAGAAAGGAAAAAUAAGUCUGGUGAUAAAAAGAAAAAUUUCAAAACACUAGAAGUUGAAAGUAUAUUUGGAAAGAAUUCAAAUGAAGAUACUGUUAUGAAGGAUUUUACUGAGCAUAAAUAAAAUUAAACAAAUAGUAUUCUUUUGAACAAACUCAUAUCUUUUUGUAAAAUAUAAUAAAUUAAAC